This is a messenger RNA of Protomyces lactucae-debilis, 519 nucleotides long. RefSeq lists its product as uncharacterized. Bases 1 to 519 code for a protein of 172 amino acids. The record is from RefSeq and is a predicted model, not a curated record. The transcript has a single exon. NCBI's taxonomy places the organism in Eukaryota, Fungi, Ascomycota, Taphrinomycetes, Taphrinales, Protomycetaceae.
AUGGCGAUGCAAAGGCCAGCUGCAGCUCGAGCACUGGCAGUCUUUGUCAUUUGGCUGGCCGUUGUUGGAUGGACUGUGGGAGAUCCUCAGGAAGAUCUACAAUGCAAUCAAAUCGUUUUUCAAGCCAGCGCCACCCUUCGACUUGCAGCGAGUUGUACUGGCAUCCAACCGGCUGAAGACUGCGAGCAACAGUGCAAACGCCGCAUCGCUGAUCUCAUUUACGGCAUUGCACGAAAAGAACCAGAUAUUUGCUUCUUCAUCAAUCACCAGUUUGAUUGGGAUAUUCGCAUUCAAAACAUAUGCUGGGUUUUGGACCGAUGUCCGUGCAUCGCAGAGGGCCCGAUGCGGCACGCGGGAGAUCACAUGCUUAUGUUCGGUGGAAGUGGCGGUGCAGCGAGCUCUCCAAGUACUUGGACUGCUAGCUCACGAUCAGUGCCAGACUCGCAAUAUUGCAAACCGCUUGCUGGAACAAGCCUUGUAUUAUCAAGGUUGGUACGGAGACUCUCUCACUCCAAAUGA